AUGUCGGGUCGCGCUGGACGUAGGGGUCUUGAUGAACGAGGUUAUGUUAUGCUGAACAUUGAAUCAAAAGUUAGUCCCUAUAUUAUCAAGGAAAUGGUCAAGGGCGAGGCAGAUCAUUUGAGAUCUGCAUUCCAUUUAAAAUAUCAUAUGAUCCUUAACAUGUCGAGAAUUGAAGGCAUUAGCCCCGAAUACAUGUUACAACGCAGUUUUUAUCAAUUCCAAAAUUCGGCUCCUUUGCCGCGUUUUCAAGAAGAACUUAAACAAUUGGAGGAAGAACAUAAAAAUUUUGUCAUACCUCAAGAAAAAUUGCUCGAUGAAUAUUAUAAACUUCGCAAAAUAUCUGAUGAAUACGCUGACCGAAUUCGAGCCAUCGUCUUUGAACCGCAGAAUAGUAUUCCAUUUAUGAACCUCGGAAGGCUUGUUAAAGUAAAGUGUAACGGCGUUGAUUACGAAUGGGGUAUGAUCGUUCGUUAUGAAGAGAUAAAGCCAUCGCCUUGGUCGAAGCAUAAUCAUAAUUCGCAAGAGGAUACAAAAUAUAGGAUUAGAAUUCUAUUAAAGUGUUCUGAUGAUUCGUAUGUUAGUUAUGAUGGGAGGAUCGUCGAUAUCAGUCCUUGCCCAGCAAAUCAAAAGGGAAUUAUAUUGGUAGUCCCUUGUGAGCUAAAAGACUUGGUAGUUCUAAGUCAAAUUCGUCUCUUUCCCGAUGAGAAUUUAGAGCAUGACCCUUCAAAAAGACAAGUUGCAUAUCAAGGAAUUAGGCAUAUCCUUGAUAAACACCCGGAUGGUGUACCUUUAGACCCCAUUGUAAAUAUGAAACUUGAUGAUGAUAAACUUGAAGACCUGAUCAAAAAAAAAAGUUUAAUUGAUCGUAAAAUCGAGUCACAUUCGAUGCAUGACGCUCAUGAUGCAUACAAACUUUAUUGCGAAAAACUUGAAUUGCAAGAAAAAAUCCGCAAAAAAAAGUUGGAAGUCCGUGAAGCAGAAGCAAUCCUUCAUCUUGACGAAUUAAAGAAACGAAAACGUCUACUUCGCAGGAUGCAAUACCUUUCAGAACAUGACGUGGUGGAAUUUAAAGGAAGGAUAGCUUGUGAAAUCACUUCAGGAGAUGAAUUGAUCUUAACUGAAAUGUUGUUAAACGGGGUGUUUAAUGACCUAUCACCUGAAGUGAUAGCAGCUGUGCUAAGUUGUUUUGUAUUUGAUGAUAAAUCAAAAUGUGGAGAAGGAGAUCUUAGGGAAGAAUUCAUAGGUCCGUAUCGCGAGAUAAAAGAAACCGCACGAAUCAUUGGUGAAUUAUCGGAGGAAUGUAAUAUUCCCCUUGAUAAAGAUGAUUAUGUUGCAACCUUUGCGCCGGAUUUAAUGGAAAGUGUCUACAUUUGGUGUAAUAAUGCCACAUUUGAGGAAACAUGCAAAAAAGUUGAAUUGUUUGAAGGUAACCUAGUUCGAAACUUUAGGAGUUUGGAUGAACUGUUACGUGCAAUGGUCGGUGCUGCUAAAUGUAUUGGGGAUAUUGGGUUGGAAAAUAAAUUUUCUAUGUCAAUUGAAAAACUUAAAAGAGGCAUAAUAUUUGCAUCAUCAUUAUAUCUUUAG
Funneliformis geosporum is the source of this 1584-nucleotide messenger RNA. The record is from the annotation of a GenBank genome assembly. NCBI's taxonomy places the organism in Eukaryota, Fungi, Glomeromycota, Glomeromycetes, Glomerales, Glomeraceae.